This is a messenger RNA of Amphiprion ocellaris (clown anemonefish), 900 nucleotides long. Its product is annotated as zymogen granule membrane protein 16-like. The coding region runs from base 117 to 608 and encodes 163 amino acids. NCBI's taxonomy places the organism in Eukaryota, Metazoa, Chordata, Actinopteri, Pomacentridae. The record is from RefSeq and is a predicted model, not a curated record. The transcript has 5 exons.
AACAGCAGGUAAACAUCAUUCACAGACCACAGGCUCCAACUGAAUACACUAAUGCUAAAACUCUGGACUUAUUCCAAACAUCUCCUGUAUCUUGUCGUUUUUGUACGAGAGAAAAGAUGAACAGAAUGUUUUCCUGUGUGAUCUUUGCUCUGCUCACUGCCUCCAUCCUGGCUGAUAUGUCCCCAUACUCGUACUCUCCCUUUAGAGGCUCGACCCUCGGCGAGGAGACGACUCUGAGAGGAAGAGGCCGAAUCACAGCGAUCCGGAUGUGGUCCGGGUACAACAGCUUCAUCUUCGGCAUACAGUUCCGGUUCGGACCCAUCUGGUCCAGAACUGUGGGUAGCAAAGUCGGUGCGCUCCAAGAGAUUCAGCUGUUUGAGGGUGAAUAUAUCAUCCAGGUUUCAGGGAAGUACGGCCGUUACAUCCAGCAGCUGAUCUUCGUCACCAGCAGAGGGCGUUUCCUGAUCGCCGGCCAGCCCACCUUCCAGUCCUUCAACAUGUUCCCGGAACACAAAGACGCCGAGCUGAUCUUCAUCGGCGUCCGGUUCCAAAGAGCGCUGACCGCCAUCGCCGCCCACUGGGCCGUCGUCAACCAAACCACCUGGUGACCGGAGAGGAGCCCAGACCAUUUCACCAUCCAGACUACCCUUAAAGCUCCAUGAUAAGUGGUUUGAAAGCACAUAUCUGACAUCAUCACACUGGACUCAUGCAGUAGAAUGAAGAGAUACUCUGACAAACAUGAACCUUUUAACUGAGAGAAACCUGCAUCUCAGGUCUGUUUCUGUGGAACUUUGGCUUGAUUUGUUCUUCAUGUUACUCUUAAAUUUGCACAAAUCGUCACGUGUUGGCCCUCAGAAAUGUACAAAGUAAAACAUUUAAUUAAAAACUGCCUUAUUUGCA